AGCAGUUUAGAUGCAAUAGAACUCAAGGUUCCUUACACUAUGUGAUUCGUUCCAGAACUGGUCAUUGUAAAGGGAAGAUGCUUGGAGACGCAAGUAAGCGGAAGUGGCAGCUGUGCCAUAUGAACAUGGAGGGCUGAGGCUGUGGAACCUCUGUUAGGGGAGAGGGAUAAAGAUACACCGUCUCAGCCGUGUUCCAUUUAAGGCCAUCCGGAAUCUUUUCCUGUUGAAACAAUCCUAAAUACUCUGACAUCUAGGCCUGAGACAACCAACAGAUGGAAAUCUCUUUCAGUCUCACAUGGCAACAAAAACAGCUCAUAUGUCCCCACAAGUAUUUGACAAUGAAGAAAAACAAAAAAAAGAAACUACUCGUUCUUUAGCCAUGUCUGGCCAUGUUGGUUUUGAGAGUCUGCCUGAUCAGCUGGUCAACAGAUCGAUUCAGCAAGGCUUCUGCUUUAAUAUCCUCUGCGUGGGGGAGACUGGAAUUGGAAAAUCAACGCUGAUUGACACAUUAUUUAAUACGAAUUUUGAAGACCAUGAAUCCUCCCAUUUUUACCCACAUGUUAGACUUAAAGCACAGACAUAUGAACUCCAGGAAAGUAACGUUCGAUUGAAAUUGACCAUCGUGAAUACAGUGGGAUUUGGUGACCAAAUAAACAAAGAAGAGAGCUACCAACCAAUUGUUGACUACAUCGACGCUCAGUUUGAGGCCUAUCUCCAAGAAGAGCUGAAAAUCAAACGCUCCCUCUUUAACUACCACGACUCUCGCAUCCACGUGUGCCUCUACUUCAUCUCCCCGACAGGCCACUCUCUGAAGACACUGGAUCUCUUGACCAUGAAGAGCCUGGACAGCAAGGUGAACAUUAUACCAGUGAUUGCCAAAGCAGAUGCAAUUUCUAAAACUGAAUUACAGAAGUUUAAGGUCAAGCUCAUGAGUGAAUUGGUCAGCAAUGGUGUUCAGAUAUACCAGUUCCCAACAGAUGAUGAAACUAUUGCUAAAAUCAAUGCGUCAAUGAAUGGACACUUGCCGUUUGCUGUGGUAGGAAGCAUGGAUGAGGUGAAAGUUGGAAAUAAGAUGGUCAAAGCUCGCCAGUACCCUUGGGGCAUCGUACAAGUGGAAAAUGAAAACCACUGCGACUUUGUCAAGCUCCGGGAGAUGCUCAUUUGUACGAACAUGGAGGAUCUGCGAGACGAGACGCACACGAGGCACUACGAGCUGUACCGGCGCCGCAAGCUGGAGGAGACGGGCCUCACAGACACGGGCCCAGAGAACAAGCCGCUCAGUCUUCAGGAGACCUACGAAGCCAAAAGACACGAAUUUUAUGGUGAACGUCAGAGGAAGGAGGAAGAAAUGAAGCAGCUGUUUGUGCAGCGUGUGAAGGAGAAAGAAGCCGUGUUGAAAGAAGCUGAGAGAGAGCUCCAGGCCAAGUUUGAGCACCUUAAGAGAGUACAUCAAGAGGAGAAGCUGAGGCUUGAGGAGAAGAGAAGACUUCUGGAAGAAGAAAUAAUCGCCUUCUCUAAGAAGAAAGCUACCUCCGAGAUAUACCAGAACCAGCCCUUUAUGACCCCGGGUGGUAACGUGAGGAAGGACAAGGACCGCAAGAACUCCAGUUUUAUGUAAAGCAAAGGUUCCAGUUCACAGAAGAUCAUCACAAACAAAGUUAUUAAACUGUUAGAAGUAUGCUUUGAUUUUCUUGCUGUUUUUAUUUGCUGUAUCACUUACGCUGUAUCACUUAUUCUAUAUCUGGCAAAUGGCCACAGUUAAAGUAUGAGGUCAGUACAUAAGCCGGAUAGGACGAUGUUACUCAUUCACUGUUAGAAGUUUAAGUUGUUGGUUUGUGAUGAACUGAGAUCAUUUCUCCUGCUGCCCAGUGCUUGCUAUCACUUUGCUGUGUCGGUGCCUUUGAAAGUACAGGACUCGUUUAUGUUGUGGCUCUUGAUUGCAUACAUAUUCCAAGAUGAACCUUUUGUGUAAAUACUAAAGGUAAACUUUUGGGAAUAUGUUUUAAAAUGUAUUAUGUACCUGAAACUCCAAGCUCAGUAGUUCUGUAGAACUUUAAAAUUUUUCAUACAAUUACCCAAUUGGUAACAUGAUCCUAAGCUUUUGCAUCAAAUUACAUAAUAUGUGCUUCAGUGUUGUGGUCCGUGGGUUGUUGUGAUGAAACAACAUGUUUAAAGCAGAAACACUCAGGUAAAUAAGCCCUUUUCUGGUGAUAAGUACCUUUGGAACUGGGUGUCUUCACACUGUUGCAUGAGUCUGUAUUACAUACUUGUUUCAAACUGUCUUCCAGGGAAAAUAAUAAAGUUGAAUCAUCUUAUUAAAAAUAUUUCUUAAAAAAGUUACUAUGAACAUCUGAAUAUUAAAGAUAAAAAUUUAGAUAAUUCGUAUUGUAAAGGAUAUUUGAAUUCAGUGCCUCAGUAUUUGCAGAACGAUUUAAUGGCUUCUAACUUUU
Messenger RNA from Physeter macrocephalus (sperm whale), 2450 nucleotides. RefSeq names its product septin 10 (gene SEPTIN10). Bases 296 to 1618 code for a protein of 440 amino acids. The record is from RefSeq and is a predicted model, not a curated record. Lineage: Eukaryota; Metazoa; Chordata; Mammalia; Artiodactyla; Physeteridae. Gene Ontology annotation, cellular component: microtubule cytoskeleton; cell division site; septin ring. The transcript has 12 exons. Gene Ontology annotation, biological process: cytoskeleton-dependent cytokinesis; intracellular protein localization. Gene Ontology annotation, molecular function: molecular adaptor activity; GTPase activity; GTP binding.